AUGACCUGUAUAUUCCCAUUGAAGCUGCCGCCUGCAGCCCGUAUCCGAUCCCCCUCCCCUCUGUCCCAAUGCCCCUUCUUCGCCAGUGUUCGUAUAGGGAACUUCCCAGGCUUUCUCUAUAUACCCACCCACGGCCCCCAGUUUAGGAACCCCGUCAAAACCAGUCUGUCCUUCUCUUCUUUCCCGACUAGUGGGUGGUCCGCCGUGCGCUUUCUUUUGGGUGGGGUCCAAUGUCUGGAGAAAAACCCUCCUCCGAAGCAUGCUUUAAUAGAGAAAAGUUGCACGGAGUGUACAGAGCUCCGCGAAGUUCAGGUGAAGCUGCCUGCCAAGCUUGGACUUCCCUCCCACUCGUCCCGGGGCACGUCCUCCUGUGUGGGACCAAAGAGCCGUCUCCAGAGGCCAGCCCGGUCCCGUGUGCCCCAGAGGAACCUCAGCGCAGGGGCAGAGGGCGGCCACGCAAACCGCAGCAGGAGCCUGUUGGACCACCGACUCCAAAGAGGCCGAGGGGAAGGCCCAAAGGCAGCAAGAACAAAGGGCCCAGGACUGCACAAAAGAAAGUACAACCUGCUGGGGAGCGAAGACCUCGAGGUCGACCAAGAAAAUGGCCACAAAAGGUUGUUCAAGAGGCAGCAGAGGAGCAGGAGGAGUCUGAAGAGGGUCCAUCGCAGUUCGAGUCUGUGUCAUCUCAGGAUCCAGAGGAAGGGCAGUAGACGGUUCUACCUCAAGAGAACACGACUGGAUCACCAAAAAUGA
Messenger RNA from Knipowitschia caucasica, 753 nucleotides. The record is from the annotation of a GenBank genome assembly. Lineage: Eukaryota; Metazoa; Chordata; Actinopteri; Gobiiformes; Gobiidae.